AGGAAAGAAUGGAGUGAACGCCGUGCUCUGCUUCACCUUCACGCACGCACGCACGCUUCCCCAAUCCCAUCCAGCAAGCAAGCAGGCAGCAAGGGGUCUCCCCGCCGUCUUCCCCGUCGCCGUCGUCCUCACGGUCCAGCCCUCCGGCCGUCACUGAUCGUCGCCGGCAGACAAUGUGGGGCGAGAGGGCUCAUCACAGGCAUGGGCACCAUCACGACCACGUUCCGUCCGGGGGUUCCAGGGACCGGCAGCCCAAGUUCAUAGCAGACAACUACAGCUCGGUGGAUGAGGUCAUCGCUGCAUUGAGAGAAGCUGGGCUUGAAUCAUCAAAUCUAAUUCUUGGCAUCGACUUCACCAAAAGCAAUGAAUGGUCAGGUAGGCAUUCCUUUGGAAGAAAAUCUCUGCAUGCCAUUAGUGGUACCCCAAAUCCAUAUGAGCAAGCCAUCUCUAUAAUUGGGCGGACACUAUCACCUUUUGAUGAUGAUAACUUGAUACCAUGCUUUGGAUUUGGUGAUGCUUCUACACAUGAUCAUUCAGUCUUCAGCUUUUACCAAGAAAACCGCCCUUGUCGUGGUUUUGAGGAGGUUCUUGACAGAUACCGACAAAUUGUUCCACAUUUGAACCUUUCAGGACCAACUUCUUUUGCACCUCUUAUCUACGCGGCGAUGUCAGUUGUCGAAAGCAGUAACUGCCAAUACCAUGUCCUCGUCAUCAUAGCUGAUGGACAGGUGACCACCUCAACUUCAGGUGGAAGAUUAAGUCCACAAGAACAGGCGACUAUACAAGCAAUUGUUGACGCUAGCUUCUAUCCUCUUUCAAUUGUGAUGGUGGGGGUGGGCGAUGGGCCAUGGGAUGCAAUGCAGCAUUUUGAUGACUGUAUUCCUGAUAGAGCUUUUGAUAAUUUCCAGUUCGUGAACUUUACUGGUCUCAUGUCAGCAAGCAAGGAUAUGUCGAAGAAGGAGGCCGCAUUUGCGCUUGCAGCGCUGAUGGAAAUACCCACUCAAUACAAAGCGACUCAAGGCCUCCGACCUCCAGAGAGGCAUGCACAAAACGCCAACCCUCCGAGGAUCCUUCCCCCUCCCAGCAAAGUUCUUGAAUAUGACAAUAUUGUCGCAGCUUCUCAUACUCCAGCCGCAACCUCGCAGUCAACCGACAUUGGCUACACCGUUUCGGAUGAAAAGGUAUGUCCCAUCUGCUUAACGAAUCCAAAGGACAUGGCUUUCCAAUGUGGCCAUCUGACAUGCAAGGAAUGCGGGCCGACGCUAUCGACAUGCCCCUUGUGCCGUGCGCCGAUUACUGUCCGUGUAAGGCUCUUUUCGUAAAGAUGAUGCAGCCUUCUGGAAGUGAAGGAUCGGCCAUUCGUGCAAUAUGGUAUCGGUACUAAUCAAGGAGCAAGAAGUUUGGAAGGGCAAGGAGAUAUGUAAAUGUUCAUAAAGCUUUACUGUAUAUGUCCAGCGCCAACUGUUUUGGCUGUCCGAUGGAUAAUUUCCAUCACCUCUUGUACAGUUUAUUACUGUCAUCUUGUAAAAAGUAGUAGCAGUAGCAGCAGUAGUAGUAGAAAAUGAUGUUUUCUCGUAAAACCUAAAUGAAUCAAUACUAGCAAUAAUUGUGGUUCAAUAAAAUUUGCAUCUUCGUAUCA
Molecule: messenger RNA, 1639 nt
Organism: Aegilops tauschii subsp. strangulata
Lineage: Eukaryota; Viridiplantae; Streptophyta; Magnoliopsida; Poales; Poaceae
Product: E3 ubiquitin-protein ligase RGLG3
Biological process (GO): protein ubiquitination
Cellular component (GO): nucleus
Molecular function (GO): ubiquitin-protein transferase activity
Source: RefSeq, a predicted model, not a curated record